AAAUUCAAAAUUAAUAAUCGGGGCUGAUCGUGGGGUACCGACAGAAGUUACCAUGGAAACCACUUCAUAAAUAAAAAGUUUCGCAUUUCGCGUCCAUUGUCGACUUCAAAAAAUGCUUUCAGCAUCUGUUGCAAUUAACGACGGCGAUUUUACAAAAACUACAUACAAUUUGAUAAAGGAAGAACGGUAUGGCGAAGCUAUAAGAAUCCUACAUGGAAUACCAGAAUCUAAUUUAACAAGGGCAGGUUUAUCUUUAUUAGCAUACUGUUAUUACUACACACAAGAUUUUAACAAUGCAGCUACAUAUUAUGAACAACUCGUCCAGAUGUUUCCAAAUAAUACUGACUACAAAUUAUAUUAUGCACAAUCGUUACAUCAGGCUUGCAUGUACAUUGAUGCUUACAAAAUUACAGAGGAAAUAACAAACUCAGAGUACAAACUAAAGGUAAAAAAAAUACAGUCUGCUAUUAAAUAUGGUGAGGAGGACUUUACAACAUCUAGAGAAAUAAUAGAAUCAUUUCUUAAUGAAGAUGCAGACUCUGAUAUUAAUAUUGGAUGUAUUUUGUUCCAGGAAGGAUAUUAUGAAGAAGCACUGAAUAAGUUUCUUAUUUGUCUACAAAACACAGGUUUUAAACCUUAUAUAAGCUACAAUAUUGCUCUUUGCUAUUACAAAUUAAAAGAAUAUGGUUUGGCACUCAAAAAUUGUGCUGAUAUAAUUGAGAGGGGCAUAAAAGAUCAUCCUGAACUUGGUGUGGGAAUGCAAACAGAAGGUAUUGAAGUCAGAUCUGUUGGAAAUACUUUAACAUUACAUGAAACUGCUCUCACAGAGGCAUUUAAUUUGAAAGCUGCCAUUGAGUAUCAAUUAAAAAAUUUAUAUACAUGUAAAAAGGAGUACUGUAUCGAUCUAGAAAAAAUAAAUUAG
Molecule: messenger RNA, 922 nt
Organism: Agrilus planipennis (emerald ash borer)
Lineage: Eukaryota; Metazoa; Arthropoda; Insecta; Coleoptera; Buprestidae
Product: tetratricopeptide repeat protein 30A-like
Exons: 6
Coding region: 113-922 (269 amino acids)
Biological process (GO): intraciliary transport
Cellular component (GO): axonemal microtubule; intraciliary transport particle B
Molecular function (GO): protein binding; intraciliary transport particle B binding
Source: RefSeq, a predicted model, not a curated record